UGUGAAUCACCGGUCGCUCAUGUUUGGAUUCCCCUCACUGAGAAGAAGAUGAAGAGGAGGAUAAGGGCAACGGCAUGACAAUUUCAAGCACCUGGACCCUCUAAACCAGAAAGCUCAACAGCACCUCCUUCUGGCAAAAAGGACAUCACUGAAGUCUGUUGGAUUACACUCUUUCUCCUUUAUGUGAUAGCUUCAUUUAUUACUAAAGAAGAUCAGAUAUUUGUGCCCUUUUUCCCACUUGGACCAAUUCUUCACAGUGUCUCCUGCCAAAAGCAUGUCAGCAAAAAUGACUUUAUAGCUGCUGACUGCAGGCAGAGUACAGGAAAAGCACCAUAAAGCAUGGAGACUUCAACUUCUCCUCAUGCAUGGACUCCCUCCUUGUCCCCUGUCUUCCCUACCUCCCCUUCCCCCUCCUCUCACGGCUACCUGCAGUUUUUUUGGGAGUAUCAGGACAACUCUGUCAUCGUGGAGCAUUACAACUACACAGGCAAGCUGCAGAAAGACCGCUACCGUGAGGGGCUCAAACCUGAGGGCAUUGCCUUCCUGGUGGUGUGUCUCCUCAUCGUCCUGGAGAACGCCGUGGUUCUCAUCGCCAUCUGGAGGAACAAAAAAUUCCACCUGCCCAUGUAUUACCUGCUGGGGAACCUGACUCUAUCAGACCUGCUGGCUGGGAUUACAUACAUGGCUAACAUCAUCAUGUCUGGGCCUAAUACUCUGAAACUGACACCGCUGUUGUGGUUCCUCAGGGAGGGAGGGGUCUUCAUCACUCUGGCUGCCUCUAUAAUAAGUCUGCUGGCCAUUGCAAUUGAAAGGCAUGUAACUAUGGUGACCAUGAGGCCGUACCAUGGGGCAAAGCGAGGGCGAAUGUGGGCUCUGAUUGGUGCAAGUUGGGCAUUGGCAGGAUUUCUUGGAGUUCUCCCAAUUUUGGGGUGGAACUGCAUCCACAGACUGGACCAGUGCUCCACAGUCCUCCCACUUUACUCCAAGAGCUACAUCCUCUUCUGCGUCUCUGUCUUCAUCGCAGUCCUCCUCGCCAUUGUAGUCCUUUACUUCAGAGUGUUUCGAAUCGUCCGCACAAAUACACAGCGCCAGCGGCUGGGCCUGUCCGGCAGUGUGAGAAAAGGCUUGGCAAGGAAGUCACAGAAAUACAUCGCCCUCCUCAAGACCGUCACCAUCGUCCUGGGUGUCUUCAUCGCCUGCUGGCUGCCCCUCUUCUUCCUCCUCCUUCUGGAUUUUUUCUGCCCUACUCGUGGUUGUUACCUUCUCUACAAGGCCGAUUACUUUCUAGGAGUAGCCAUGGUCAACUCGCUCCUCAACCCCAUCAUCUACACUCUGACCAGCAAGGACAUGAGGAGAGCCAUCCUCAGGCUGCUCUGUCGGCCAUGUUUGAUGACCAGAGACGGACAGGUGAAGAAGAUUGGGAUGCCGUUCCUGGAGUGCAGUUUCAGCAAAACUGAGGUGGCAUCACAGAAGUUGGAGGGUGGGCCGGAAACGACCAUUUCCUCAGGAAAUAAUGUCACCACCCCGUCUCCUAUUAAGGCCCUUUACCCAAAACUGUUCAAGUCACAAGGACUUUGACUGACUGAGUUGAUAAUGGGUUAUCCACUGAACAGAGGACGUGUCGCAGCAGGCUUAACAAUGGAGCGCAGCCAGACACAGAAGGUGGAUGACAUAUAACUAAGGUCUCACCUUAACAAGUCAGAAGUGGUGCAGCUACAGCAACAAACCGUGUGAAAGAACUUCAUAGUGACGGGGCCAAAAAACAAAGCAAUACCACUGAAAUGUGAACAGACUUUCAACUAAUUUGCACUGAAAUGUUACAGUAAAUAAAGUAGCAGUCAUGAAUUUUUAUACCAUGGUAGUUUGUUUCAAGGCCUGGAAGAGACUUUCACACAAAGAGACUCAUGACUGAAAAAAAAUCUCCCAAAUUUAAGGGUGAAAAGGUCCCGUUUUACAGUUUCACAUUAAGUACCUUAAAUGCUGCACAAAUACAUGCAAAGUGUUAUUGCUGCCUUUGCACACUUGGAUUUCGCUGGUUCGAAGAUCCACGGUAUGCUGGAUUUGUUCAGAUAGAUGAUUCAGAGCAGACAUCUCUGAAAGCGUGAUGCACGGAGGCAGACAUGAAAGACAGGAACUGUUGGCUGUAUUCUAUGCUGUGGCGUAGAAGUGGGAGGCAGAGCACAAAGUAAAACCUGACGAUCUGAUGCAGAAUGGAAAGUUCUCAGUGUAGAGGUUUUUUUUAUAUAUCAGCAAAAAAAAUCCAAGCUAAAUCAACGAAGAGAAACAUGUCUUAAUAUAAUUUGUGAAACUAGCAUACUGUGUGGUUUUAAAUGAUAGCAGAUACACAUCAAAUCAGUUGCAAUUGCAUCACAGUUGUAACUGAUGUGCGAACACACUAUAACUGCAAAGUGUGAAAAUGCCACAAAUGUUAUCAUUUCUGUAGCUGCACGAGGUCUGUUAAGGACAAGAAUGUGCAUGUAUCUGUAAGCUAAUUCAUACAGAAAUAGCAGACUUAUCAGUGCCAUUAUUUUAGCACUUUCAUAAAACAACAUUGGAGACCUUUUUUCAGAUCAGUCUUUUGGACCUUGAAUAAGGCUGUGUGUAUGUUGUGUAUCUUUCGUAUUUCUGAAAAUUUUUAUAUCAUCUGUAUAAUAAAUUAUAACUUUUUGUUACAAUUAAACUUUUCAUUUCUUUUUAUAAAAGAAAUAAAAUUAUUCCCAAAGGAU
Messenger RNA from Cheilinus undulatus (humphead wrasse), 2726 nucleotides. It is a transcript of the gene s1pr5b, whose product is annotated as sphingosine-1-phosphate receptor 5b. The coding region runs from base 340 to 1578 and encodes 412 amino acids. The record is from RefSeq and is a predicted model, not a curated record. NCBI's taxonomy places the organism in Eukaryota, Metazoa, Chordata, Actinopteri, Labriformes, Labridae. The transcript has 2 exons. Gene Ontology annotation, molecular function: sphingosine-1-phosphate receptor activity. Gene Ontology annotation, biological process: G protein-coupled receptor signaling pathway. Gene Ontology annotation, cellular component: membrane.